UAAAAAUGGCGGCUGUGCCAAAACACCGACGAGUAGUCUCGUCUAAAUCAGCUUAACCUUGUCCCCAAAAUGUGACAAUUGUGACUUGAUCUUUGUGUAUACUUGGAGGAAAAGUCUCACACAGACACCAGAGCGACAAUGAAACGACGCUUUCAGUACCUUUCCACCAGGAGCAGACUGUUUGGAUUUCGCAAGACCCCCUUCAACAUUGUCCUGAUCGUCUUACUCCCGUGUCUGUUAAUACUUCCGUACGUGCUUCUACACGGAAUUCGACUUGGAAGCGAAGAGGAGACGGUCAUCACCAAAACCGACGGCACAGAUUCGGAAGAAAUUCUGCAAGAUUUCGUAAACGGCAGCACGCAUGACACAGACUCAACUGAAACAGACUCAGAAGAGACAUUUUCAGAAGAAGAAGAAGAAGAAGAUUCUGACUCGGACGAGUGGAGCUUCAACCCGCUGCCAGCCCUGAAGGCUCUGUGGAGUAAAACAGAGACUCCCCUACCAGAUGUACCUGAGUUAGACACGGUAGAAGAUCAGUCCAGUCAGCCCAGCACCAACCCCAUAAUACAAAGAAUAGAGAAACACUGGAACGUAAAACUUUGCCAAGCCUUGCAGAAUUUAAGUCGACGCUUCUACGACCCAAGACGACACGUCAUCCACCUCAGAGAACUGUACAAGUUCCAGAGAUACUGUAACUACUCCACCUUCACCUUAAAGACUUCCAAGACAAGACCCUGUGACGUCGUCAGCACUCCCAUAAAACAGUACCGCACGUGCGCAGUGGUAGGAAACGGAGGCAUCCUCCUAAGCAGCGGUUGCGGCGCCGAAAUAGACGCGCACGAUUUCGUCGUCCGUUCCAACCUCCCUCCCACGCUACCCUACCGGCGAGACGUCGGCAUCAGGACCAACUUCACGGCGGUCAAUUACGAGCGCCUCAUCCAAGUCAGGGACCAGCUGAAGUCGACGAAUCCGCGCGUUCUUGACGACGUGUUCACGCGGUUCCGGAUCUCUCCUGGGAUGGUGUUCGCGUACGGACUGAGUCUUAACGACGAGCGGAACCAGAGGAGAAUGACGGGGACGGCGCGGACCGUCAGGGAGAGAGGCCUGCCGGUCACGUUCGCGUUCGCCCACCGAUCGUACAUGGACAGCAAAGGGAUGUGGUAUCUACUGUCUGGUAAGAAGAACCACCUCCCGUCCACGGGUCUGAACGUGAUGGGGCUGGCCUCGUCCUUCUGUGACCGGAUCUCGCUGUACGGGUACUUCCCCUUCGACUCGGACAUACACGGCAAGAAGCUUCCCUACCACUACUACGACCAGAAGCUGGCAGAGGGCUCACACAACAUGGCCAACGAGUUCAUGAUCUUCAGGACGCUGCACGAUCUCGGGAUCAUCCGACACGUCAUAGGUCCCUGCGAACAGACUUGAUUAUUGAUCAUUAUUGUCUUCGUCAGAAAGACUAUGAAAUUGUCUCGCCGCAUUGUGGGUGACUGCGGAUUUAUCGGAAUAACUCUUGAAGGC
This is a messenger RNA of Branchiostoma belcheri (Belcher's lancelet), 1518 nucleotides long. RefSeq names its product alpha-2,8-sialyltransferase 8B-like. Bases 139 to 1425 code for a protein of 428 amino acids. The record is from RefSeq and is a predicted model, not a curated record. NCBI's taxonomy places the organism in Eukaryota, Metazoa, Chordata, Leptocardii, Amphioxiformes, Branchiostomatidae. Gene Ontology annotation, molecular function: alpha-N-acetylneuraminate alpha-2,8-sialyltransferase activity. The transcript has 4 exons. Gene Ontology annotation, biological process: N-glycan processing; oligosaccharide metabolic process.